CAGUCCCUCCGCGGGGGACAAAAACCCAUGUGCCUCUCUUGAGGGCACUGAAACGUGAUUGGUCACUUUCCUGAUUACGUGGACGAACGCGGAAGUUAGCCGUCCGUCCGUGUGAUGUGAUGUGAACAAAAUGAUCGCAGAUCUGCUGAUAUUCGGGACCUUACUGGUGAAUGCAGGGGCCGUGCUGAACUUUAAGCUCAAAAGGAAGGAGUCCCAGGGGUUUGGAGAUGAGUCCAGAGCACCAACAACAGGUGACAACAUCAGAGAGUUUCUGCUCAGCCUGCGAUACUUCCGGAUCUUCAUCGCUCUGUGGAACAUCUUCAUCAUGUUCUGCAUGAUCCUAUUGUUUGGAUCAUGAUCCAUGUUUGUGGCGACUGGACUUCCACCAGGAUGCUGUUUUUCUAAGAUGGAUGCUAUAAACCUCUCCUCAAUAGGACUUUGCUGUUCUUUUGGUGCUUUUAACUGUAAUUAUGCUCAAUUUUCUUUACGAUCCCAAACCAUAAAUCUACUUUCGGCUGUACAGGAAUUUAUGAAUCACUGUAUUUAUUUUGUCUUGCAAAGUUGUUACAUUUUGUCCCUUCUUCUUUUUGUUAAAGCUGUAACUGCACCAGCACCCCUGCCUUCGCUGGAUAUGUGUUGUCUUGUGCCCCUGUGCUUCUUUAUAGAACACGAGCUUUGUUUCUCCAGCAUGUCAGUUUGCUUAUUAAAGAAACACCAGGGUUGAAAAUGAUGGACAGCGCUCACUAACAGGAUAGAAAAUGUUUUUUCUGUGUCAUUCAAAGGUCCUGCUCAGCCCUAAAACCUCACAUGUCACCUUGUUUAAACUUCCUUUCAUCUGUUUUACUUGUGCAGCUGCUAGAGUUCAGCUGAAUUCAUCAGACAAGUCAAAAUGGUCGCUAUCGCUUCAUGAACUCUUCUCCUCUGUUAGAACAAUAUUUUAAUUCAGCCUCUCAGAUGAAAACGAAAUGACAUUUUCCUUUCAUCUGGGGCACGUGCUGUAAGUAAAUGUAUAUUUACUAUAAUGUAAAUGUGUCCUUAUUCUUAACAAUAAAAAUACAGUUUUCUUA
Larimichthys crocea (large yellow croaker) is the source of this 1067-nucleotide messenger RNA. RefSeq names its product small integral membrane protein 7 (gene smim7). The transcript is spliced from 5 exons. NCBI's taxonomy places the organism in Eukaryota, Metazoa, Chordata, Actinopteri, Sciaenidae. Bases 131 to 358 code for a protein of 75 amino acids. The record is from RefSeq and is a predicted model, not a curated record.